ACAGCGGCACGCCACGGAGUGUCGAGUGACACACUGACACAGCAGCAGCAGAACAGAAGGCACCGCACCGCGCCGCUUCCCCAGUAUCCAAGCCAUCUUGGCUUCCCUUAAGGCCCUUAACUCUCUUCUCUACCGACAAACGCCAAGCUCUCACGCGGUCACGCCACGCGCCCCGAUCAGCGCCGGUCGGGUGCGGUGCAGCUAGCACGGCAUGGCGAUGCCUCGAGCCACCGCAGCGAUCUGCAGGCAACGGCGGGCCGGCGCCUCCUACCUCCAGCUGCCAGUGGCGAGGUCCAUGGCUUCGUGGUUCGGUCACGUGGAGACGGCCGCCAAGGACCCCAUCCUCGGCGUCACCGAGGCCUUCCUCGCCGACCCUUCGCCCGACAAAGUGAACGUCGGCGUCGGUGCGUAUCGAGACGACAACGGGAAGCCCGUCGUGCUACAGUGCGUGCGCGAGGCGGAGCGGCGCAUCGCCGGGAACAUGAACAUGGAGUACCUUCCGAUGGGAGGAAGUGUGAACAUGAUUGAGGAAUCACUGAGGCUCGCUUAUGGGGAAGAUUCUGAGUUCAUCAAAGAUAAGAGGAUUGCGGCAGUGCAGACUCUUUCAGGGACUGGUGCAUGUCGCCUGUUUGCAGAUUUUCAGAAAAGAUUCUUGCCGGAUUCACAUAUCUACAUACCUACCCCUACAUGGGCCAACCAUCACAACAUUUGGAGGGAUGCCCAGGUACCACAAAGAACAUUUGCCUAUUACCAUCCAGAGUCAAGAGGACUGGACUUUGCAGGCCUGAUGAAUGAUAUCAAGAAUGCUCCAGAUGGUUCCUUCUUUCUGCUUCAUGCUUGCGCUCACAAUCCCACUGGGGUAGAUCCUUCAGAGGAACAAUGGAGGGAGAUUUCGUAUCAGUUCAAGGUGAAGAACCAUUUCCCCUUCUUCGACAUGGCAUACCAAGGAUUUGCCAGUGGUGACCCAGAGAGAGAUGCCAAGGCAAUUCGGAUCUUUCUUGGAAAUGGACACCAAAUUGGAUGCGCACAGUCAUAUGCAAAAAACAUGGGACUUUAUGGACAAAGAGCAGGUUGCCUCAGUAUUCUCUGUGACGAUGAGAUGCAAGCAGUUGCUGUGAAGAGCCAAUUACAACAGAUUGCCAGACCUAUGUACAGCAACCCUCCCGUUCAUGGUGCAGUAAUUGUUUCCACCAUCCUUGGUGAUCCGGCACUGAAAAGCUUAUGGCUGAAAGAGGUCAAGGUUAUGGCCGAUCGCAUCAUUGGAAUGCGGAAUUCACUUAAAGAGAGCCUUGAAAAGUUGGGUUCACCAUUAUCAUGGGAACAUAUCACUAAUCAGAUUGGCAUGUUUUGCUACAGUGGGAUGACACCUGAACAAGUUGAUCGUUUAACAAAUGAAUUCCACAUAUACAUGACUCGUAAUGGGAGGAUAAGCAUGGCUGGCGUAACAACAGGCAAUGUUACCUAUUUGGCUAACGCUAUUCAUGAGGUCACCAAGUCAAAUUAAGAUCCCCUUUUUCCUGCCGAAAUAAGUUUCAGGUGGCUUGUAAUUAAUCUGUUUUAAACAAAUUUUCUGACCAUGACAAUGUCAGAUGGUGAAAUAAAUCUGUCCCAUAUGGCCAUAUGCUAUGAACUAUGGGCAUCUAAAUAUUGAUUUGUUUUAUUGGAAUGUAUUUUUUUUGGAAAAAGGAGGAUAUGCUAUGAA
Brachypodium distachyon (stiff brome) is the source of this 1702-nucleotide messenger RNA. RefSeq names its product aspartate aminotransferase, mitochondrial. The transcript has 10 exons. The record is from RefSeq and is a predicted model, not a curated record. Bases 212 to 1504 code for a protein of 430 amino acids. Gene Ontology annotation, biological process: biosynthetic process; amino acid metabolic process. Lineage: Eukaryota; Viridiplantae; Streptophyta; Magnoliopsida; Poales; Poaceae. Gene Ontology annotation, molecular function: L-aspartate:2-oxoglutarate transaminase activity; pyridoxal phosphate binding. Gene Ontology annotation, cellular component: mitochondrion.